AAGAAGAGCGUGGAGACGUACAAGAUCUACAUCUUCAAGGUGCUGAAGCAGGUGCACCCCGACAUCGGCAUCUCCUCCAAGGCCAUGUCCAUCAUGAACUCCUUCAUCAACGACAUCUUCGAGAAGCUCGCCGCCGAGGCCGCCAAGCUCGCCCGCUACAACAAGAAGCCCACCAUCACCUCCCGGGAGAUCCAGACCUCCGUCCGCCUCGUCCUCCCCGGGGAGCUCGCCAAGCACGCCGUCUCCGAGGGCACCAAGGCCGUCACCAAGUUCACCUCCUCCUAGAUUGCAUCUGCAUUGCUUGUAUCUAUCUAUCUAUCUAUCUAGUAGCGACUGUAGCUGGUUCUGUUACUUCAGUGCUUAUCGACUCUGGUUAUCUGGAACUACAAAUGCUGUUAGUGCUGAAUGGGGAAUUGAUUGAUGGAUGAUUGCCAAUGCUCUGUUGCCUCUUUGGCUGUAACAACUGAAUUUGUGCUUCUUUUGGUGAAUUGAUAUUUUGAAAGCAGGGAUUCAUUUCA
Messenger RNA from Triticum aestivum (bread wheat), 518 nucleotides. RefSeq names its product histone H2B.1-like. Gene Ontology annotation, molecular function: structural constituent of chromatin; DNA binding; protein heterodimerization activity. NCBI's taxonomy places the organism in Eukaryota, Viridiplantae, Streptophyta, Magnoliopsida, Poales, Poaceae. The record is from RefSeq and is a predicted model, not a curated record. Gene Ontology annotation, cellular component: nucleosome.